AUGCAAGAUUGUCGGCUAGCCCAGAAAAGUAGUGGUCACCGGGUCGGCCCUACACAUAUUAGUUCCGUGCAGCGCAUUCUAGUCAUGAAGCAACGCCAGCAAAAGCAUGUGACGUACGUUAGCUGUUGCGAGACCUGUAGGCAUGCUUUUACCAUUGGCCCCGCCUUCAUGAGGGUCCAAUUUCCCAAGUUCACCGUUCGUCUCGGCGAUAGCGCCACAAUGUGGAGUAGUCUUAGUAGGAGGGCCAUGCGUCGCAGUGCAUCAAAGCCGCCCUAUGAUGUCUUCCAGAAGCGUAAGCCUCAAGCGCGUGGUCAAGUUAGCCUACCGGUUUCUAGUACACCUUUUUACAGUGCCGAGCCCGUCUGA
This is a messenger RNA of Bipolaris oryzae ATCC 44560, 366 nucleotides long. RefSeq lists its product as uncharacterized. The record is from RefSeq and is a predicted model, not a curated record. The transcript has a single exon. Lineage: Eukaryota; Fungi; Ascomycota; Dothideomycetes; Pleosporales; Pleosporaceae. The coding region runs from base 1 to 366 and encodes 121 amino acids.